UUUUACCUCAUAUUAUAUUCUUAUUUCUUUCAGAUUACAGUGCAGGUAAACUCUUGUUUUCAUUUUAUGAAAGUCUUGGUACUUUUUUACCAGUUUUUUACGCCCUUCUGAUGUUUAACCUCACGGCUGCGUCGAUGCACCAUAGAGUUCUCCGGCUCCGGCUGUAUGAUGUUCCUGCUACGAGAAGGCUGUUAUCGGUUAGAAGGUGUGGCAGCAACACAAAGGUUAGUCUGGAUGAGAAGGAUCUUCCAGCAAAAUGGUACAACAUUACCGCAGAUUUGCCGCAGCCGCCGCCGCCUCCUCUGGAUCCUAGAAGCUUGGAGCCGUUGAAAGCAGAGGGCAUGGGGGCUUUAUUUCCCCAAGAACUUAUUCGCCAGGAGAUGUCCAGCGAUCGCUACAUUGGCAUUCCAGACGAGGUCCUCGCGGUGUACAAGCUGUGGAGGCCAACGCCUCUCUUCAGGGCCAAGCGACUAGAACGGUUGCUAGAAACUCCUGCAAGGAUAUACUACAAGUACGAGGGUGUGAGUCCAGCGGGAUCACACAAGCCGAACACGGCCGUCCCACAGGCGUUUUACAAUGCCAAGGAAGGAAUCAAGCGUCUCACCACUGAAACUGGUGCUGGACAGUGGGGAAGCGCUCUGGCUUUUGCUUGCUCAAUCUUCAAUCUCGACUGCGAGGUAUGGCAGGUUCGUGCAUCUUACGACCAGAAGCCACACAGGAAGACGAUGAUGGAGACGUGGGGAGCGAAAGUUUACCCCUCCCCCUCGGCUAUUACAGCCACGGGCCGCAAAAUGCUAGCCGAGGAUCCGAACUGUCCGGGAAGCCUGGGCCUUGCCAUCUCUGAAGCCGUGGAAGUUGCUGUCCAAGACUCGAACACGCACUACGCACUGGGGAGCGUCCUCAAUCACGUCCUUCUCCACCAGACGGUGAUCGGCGAGGAAUGCUUGCUUCAGCUGGCCAAAGCCGGAGAGACCGACGUGGACAUACUCAUCGGUUGCACCGGCGGCGGAUCGAACUUUGGAGGCUUGGCUUUCCCGUUUCUGCGGGAGAAGUUCGCAGGGAAGAUGAAUCCGGUGAUCCGAGCAGUCGAGCCGGCGGCUUGUCCAUCACUCACAAGAGGAGUGUACGCUUACGACUAUGGUGACACUGCCGGGUUUACGCCCCUGAUGAAGAUGCAUACGCUCGGGCACGACUUUAUUCCAGAUCCCAUCCAUGCUGGAGGAUUGAGGUACCAUGGAAUGGCACCGCUGAUAUCACACCUCUACAAUCUUAAGCUCAUGGAGGCCAUAGCUAUACCGCAGAAAGAAUGCUUCCAAGGAGCUCUACAAUUUGCUCGAAGCGAAGGAAUAAUUCCAGCACCUGAGCCAACUCACGCGAUCGCUGCUACGAUCCGUGAAGCGGAGCGAUGCCGAGAGAGUGGCGAGGCCAAAGUGAUUGUCUUGGCACUGUGCGGCCACGGCCACUUUGAUCUCGCCUCGUACGAGAAGUUUCUGAGUGGAGAGAUCGAAGAUCUCGACUAUUCCGACGAGAAAGCCGCGGCAGCGAUGGCCUCCAUUCCCGUUGUCAAGCAGUAAAGGAGAAGCUUGGCAAUGGAUCGGUUAAUCGC
Selaginella moellendorffii is the source of this 1606-nucleotide messenger RNA. RefSeq names its product tryptophan synthase beta chain 2. The coding region runs from base 111 to 1574 and encodes 487 amino acids. The record is from RefSeq and is a predicted model, not a curated record. Lineage: Eukaryota; Viridiplantae; Streptophyta; Lycopodiopsida; Selaginellales; Selaginellaceae. Gene Ontology annotation, biological process: L-tryptophan biosynthetic process. Gene Ontology annotation, molecular function: L-serine hydro-lyase (adding indole, L-tryptophan-forming) activity; pyridoxal phosphate binding; tryptophan synthase activity. The transcript has 5 exons.